This is a messenger RNA of Capronia coronata CBS 617.96, 876 nucleotides long. RefSeq lists its product as uncharacterized. Gene Ontology annotation, molecular function: DNA-binding transcription factor activity, RNA polymerase II-specific; RNA polymerase II cis-regulatory region sequence-specific DNA binding. Gene Ontology annotation, cellular component: nucleus. The record is from RefSeq and is a predicted model, not a curated record. Lineage: Eukaryota; Fungi; Ascomycota; Eurotiomycetes; Chaetothyriales; Herpotrichiellaceae. Gene Ontology annotation, biological process: regulation of DNA-templated transcription. Bases 1 to 876 code for a protein of 291 amino acids. The transcript has 2 exons.
AUGGCAGCAUAUACUCCUUUUGUGAAACCGACUUCUCUAACCCCUUACCAUCACUGUUUCACUCGUUGUCUCGCUCGAUCAUUCAACGUGGAUAUCUCGUCGCUGCUUAAAUCGACGACCGACGAAGAAGGCCAGUCAACCGAUUCUCCCCCCUCGGUCUGUCGUUCAGAGUCUGUGCUAUCGAGCGUCGCCACCAGCGUGGCUCCUUUGCCACCCCAGCCGCGUCCGGUGGUCCCGGCCAAGCGACCGUUGACGAGCCAGGGAUAUUCCACACAGUCACCAGCCAAGAAGCAAUCAAAGUGGUCGCCAGAAGAGGACUCGAGAAUCAUCCAACUCCGCCAGGAUGGAAUGAAGUGGGAAGAUAUCAGCAAGCACUUGCCCGGUCGCAGUGCCAUCAGCUGUAGGCUGCACUAUCAGAAUUACCUGGAAAGGAGGAGCGAGUGGGAUGAGGACCGCAAGAAUAAACUGGCGAGGUUGUACGAGAGAUUCCGCGCGGACAUGUGGGCUAGGGUAGCUGAAGAGAUGGUCAUGCCCUGGAGAGCUGUGGAAGCAAUGCACUGGCAGAUGGGUGAGCAUGAGAUGGCGAAGCGAGCGGGCGUAACACCGUUCUCCCUAGCCAAUGCUGGAAGCGGUGCCGAGCCAUCGACCCUCCUGCCUCCGAGAUCGCAAUACCGACAUGGCACGCCUGCUCCCCGGCUGCGGCGUGAUUCGAUGGCGCGUGAAGCAUCUUUGACUGGACCACAGCAACUGCCAUCGUUGGCAGAGCUUACCGCAGGGUUACCGGCUUUUUCGGCACCACCUCCACACCCUCCAGACCUUUUCCACCAGCAUCAGCUGUACGAUCAUCCGAGAGGACGGAAUUCCCGAUUUCGAUAG